AUGACUGGUCUCACGGCAAAGUCCUGGGUCGUCCUCGUCGUGUACGCCGUCGUCAUGGGACUCGUCGUGAGGGGCAUCAGGAUACCUUUGCCUCGCGCUGUGACUCGCCCGCUGCUCAAACUCGCCAUUCAGCUGCGCAUCCUUGACCCUCCUCCUCCUCCGCCCUCCCCUUCGUCCCCUCGAGACGACCCAGAGAUCCCCGCUUCAGACGCCAUCGCGCCCAAAGUCUCGACAACGCCGUCUUUCAACGGAUCCGAAGCGACGCGGACGCAUUCCACCGAGCCAGUCUGGGAGAAACGUCUCUCCAUCCCGCUCGACCUCAGAACGUCGCCCAUCGCAGGCGUCAUCUUCCUCCUCAUCACCACCUGCAUCGACGGACACGUCGUCAGGCUCGGCAUUGUCGGCGAGGAAGGUAUCCGACCAUACGACGUCCUCGUCCUGUUCAUUUCGCUCGCGUACAUCUCGACGGCGCUCGACUCGACCGGCGGCUUGCGCGCGCUCGCGUUCUACAUCUCGCAAAAGUCGGCGCGGACACCGAAGAACUCGCCACCGUCUGCGCCAAAGACCGCGUCCGGCUUGACGCUGUGGACGGUCCUGUACCUCUUCUGGUUCUUCUUCGGCGUGCUCGUCGGCAACGACCCGAUCGUCCUCAGUGGGACAGCCUUCCUCGGCUAUUUCACUCGCUCGACGGGCAUCACGGCGCCCAGAGCGUGGACCAUGUCGCAGUUCAUCGCGGCGAACGUAGCGAGCGCCGCGCUCGUCUCGAGUAACCCGACCAACGUCUUGAUUGCUGGCGCAUGGGAGCUCAACUUCCUCACCGGCUUCACGGCGUACACGCUCCUGCCCACUGUCUUGACCGCCCUCGUUGCCUACCCCUUGCUCCUGUCCAUCUUCACCAUCUUCCGCCCCUCCAACUCGCCCCACUCUGCCUCGACCAGCUCCCCUCGACAACGCUACAUUCCAGCACGCCUCCUCCCGCCCGACGUCGACCCCCGCUCGGCCCUCAUCGACCCAUCCGGCGCGAUUUUCCACGCCUCUCUCCUCCUCAUCACCCUCUGCACGCUCGUCGGGACGUCGUUCGUCAAGAACGUCGAGGUGUGGAUGGUUACCAUGCCUGCCGGGGUGAUUGCGUUUUUGAGGGAUGUGUGGAGCGAGAGGAGGCCGCCGAACGUGAAGCGGACGGAGGAGAUCGAGAUGGAGGCGCCUACGCGACCGCUUGACCCGCCCAAUUCGCCAUUGACUCCCUCCGCGCGCCACUACUCCCUCCCCUAUCUCCUACGCAAGUUGACCGCGCGCUUCCCGACCACGACGACCACCAUCUCGCGCCUCCCGUUCUCGCUCGUCCUCUUCGCCGGCGGCAUCUUUGUCCUCGCGAGGUCGUUGACGGAACGUGGGUGGACAGACAUCUUUGCUGGCUGGCUCAGCAAGAUCUGCGUCAAUCCGGCUGCGACCGUCUUCUUCGUCGGCUACUUCACCGCCCUCGUAUUGUGCCCCAUCUGCGGAACCAACAUCGGCGGCACGAUCCUGGCUGUCGAGAUCAUCCGGUCGCCGUCGUUCUCGCAGUCGGCGCGCGUCCUCGCCAACCCUCGCAUCCUCAAGUCGGCCAUCUACUCACUUGCCCUCGCCUCCAACGUCGGCGCCAUGAGCUGGACGCUGUCGAGCAGCCUGGCGGGCCUGCUGUGGGCGUCCAUUCUCGCGCAGAAGGGGAUCAAGGUGACGCAGGUCGAGUUUGCGCGGUGGAUGGUCCCGGUUCUCCUUGUGUUGUCGACGGUGUCGAGUGCGGUUGUGCUGCUCGAAGUCGAGUACUUCCGAGUGUGA
This is a messenger RNA of Rhodotorula toruloides NP11, 1818 nucleotides long. RefSeq lists its product as uncharacterized. The transcript has 4 exons. The record is from RefSeq and is a predicted model, not a curated record. The coding region runs from base 1 to 1818 and encodes 605 amino acids. NCBI's taxonomy places the organism in Eukaryota, Fungi, Basidiomycota, Microbotryomycetes, Sporidiobolales, Sporidiobolaceae. Gene Ontology annotation, cellular component: membrane. Gene Ontology annotation, biological process: transmembrane transport.